UUAACUAUCCUUGCAUUGGGUGUCAAUAAACUUUCUGGUAAGAUACCUUCAUCGAUCUACAACCUUUCAUCAUUAACUGUACUCCCCCUAACAGAAAACCAACUCUCCGGUAGCAUCCCAUCUGAACUUGGCUCUUUGUUUCCCCAGCUUCAACAUCUAGGGCUCUCUUAUAAUAAUCUCGUAGGACCCCUACCUGUAUCACUGCCCAACUUUUCAAAUAUAGAAUUUCUUGAACUGAGACAUAACCAUUUUAGUGGGAAAAUAUCAACUGAUCUCAAACUCCUGCCUCGCCUCAAUUUUUUAGUCUUAGGUGACAAUAAUUUGGGGACUGGAGAACCCGACGAAAUGGAUUUUAUUCCAUCUUUGAUCAACUGCACAAAUUUGCUACAAUUGGGCGUUGAAAACAACCAACUAAAAGGAUCAUUGCCAAAAAGCAUCGGGAACCUCUCAGCCACAAUAUCUGCCUUAGGCUUUAACCUAAACCAUAUAUAUGGCGAGAUCCCUUCCGAAAUAAGCCAUCUAGCAGGCCUAACUAUGCUAGACCUGGCUAAGAAUGAAUUCCAUGGUAGAAUUCCCUACAGUAUUGGCAAUCUUCAAAACCUACAGAAACUGUCUCUUGAUUCCAACUGGCUAGAAGGAGAUGUUCCCAAUACAAUAGGAAACCUCUCAUCCUUGAUCCAUUUUUACUUGGGAGAGAACAGAUUGCAAGGAAAAGUUCCUGUGACCAUCGGAAACUGCCAACGAUUGUUAGUGCUAGAUCUUUCUUUCAAUAACCUGACAGGAGCCAUUCCCAGAGAACUCUUUGGCAUUUUAGCUCUUUCAAUUUCACUCAACUUAGCAGGGAACCAUUUCUCUGGGCCCUUACCCUUAGAAGUUGGCAAUCUAAAAAAUUUGGCAGAACUGGAUGUAUCUCAAAAUGACUUCUCCGGUGAGCUUCCAACCACGCUUGGUAGUUGCAAUAGUCUUGUGGCCCUUUUCCUACAAGGAAACUCCUUUAGAGGAUGUGUACCUUCGUCCUUACAGUCCCUUAGAGGUCUUUCAAAUUUGGAUCUUUCUCAGAACAACUUGUCUGGUAAAAUCCCGAAGUACCUGGCGAAAUUCUCUUUGAACAAUCUAAAUUUAUCUUUCAACGAUUUUGAGGGUGAAGUUCCAAUCGAAGGAGUUUUCUCAAAUGCAACUGCGAUAUUAGUCUUGGGAAAUCCCAGACUUUGUGGAGGCGUACCUGAAUUACACCUACCAACAUGCACCAUGAAACAAUCAAAGAAACAUCGAACGUCUCUUAGAAUCAUCUUGCUGGUCUCUAUCCUAUCUGUGGCGAUUGUAGCUGUUGUGGUAUCAGAGACAAUAUUUUGUUGCUCUAAGAAGAAAAACAAAGAUUUAACUUUUGAUUCGUCGUCGAUGAACGCAUUCGAUAGAAUAUCAUACAAUCGCCUCCUCAAAGCGACUGAAGGCUUCUCUUCAACGUAUUUGAUUGGAACGGGUAGUUCUGGAUCUGUAUACAAAGCAAUACUGGGGGAAACAACUAUAGCAGUCAAGGUGCUUAACCUUCAACGUCAAGGAGUGUCUAGGAGUUUCACGGCCGAGUGUGAAGCCUUGGGAAGAAUCCGACACAGAAAUCUAAUCAAGAUUUUGACUUUUUGCUCAAGUGUUGAUUUUCAAGGCAACGACUUCAAAGCUAUAGUUUAUGAGUUCAUGCCCCGGGGUAGUUUGGAGAGGUGGUUGCAUCCAAACCCAGAAAUAGAAAACCAGCAAGACAAUCAAGCCGUGGGACUUAAUCUUCUACAAAGAAUAAACAUAGCCAUUGAUGUGGCUUCUGCACUAGAUUAUCUGCAUCGCCACUGCCACACACCAAUUAUUCAUUGUGACCUGAAGCCAAGCAACAUUCUUCUUGACGCAGACAUGGUUGCCCAUGUUGGAGAUUUUGGGUUGGCCAGGUUAAUGUUAGAAAUGAAUCCAAAUCAAAGCAGUUCAGUGGGCGUGAAAGGAACCAUUGGCUAUGCAGCUCCAGAAUAUGGGCUUGGAAGUGAGGUCUCAAGAGAUGGGGAUGUCUACAGCUUUGGAAUCUUGCUAUUGGAGAUGAUGACAUGUAAGAGGCCAACCGAAUCGAUGUUUGAGGCAGGUCUCAAUCUCCACACCUUCGCCAAGAUGGCCAUACCCGACCAUGUGAUGGACAUUGUGGAUCCAAAACUUGAGUGCAAUGAUGAAGAAGAAGUGAUUGCCUUGACUAGCAACCAGAGGAGGCAGGCAACCACCCGCUCAGGAAAUGGUUGCAACAAAAAUGAUUGUUUGAUUCGUAUGAUCAAGAUUGGAGUAGCAUGUUCCAUGGAGUCACCUCAAGAUAGGUUAGACGUAAGCAAUGUUGUUCGUGAAUUGAAUAUAACCAGGGACAUUUUCCAAGAGCGCCGAAAAAAGCCAUAAUCCUUAGGGGUGACCUCCAACACAUUUUCCACCAACCCUUCAUUCCGGCUUUUUGUUUUGGCUCAGGAAUUCUUGGCCGUGCAACCACUUCUGUUACGUGCAUUAUGUUGCA
Molecule: messenger RNA, 2530 nt
Organism: Diospyros lotus (date-plum)
Lineage: Eukaryota; Viridiplantae; Streptophyta; Magnoliopsida; Ericales; Ebenaceae
Product: receptor kinase-like protein Xa21
Exons: 2
Coding region: 346-2418 (690 amino acids)
Biological process (GO): protein phosphorylation
Molecular function (GO): protein binding; protein kinase activity; ATP binding
Source: RefSeq, a predicted model, not a curated record